UCAGAUAUCUUACUUGGAGCAUCGAGAAGUGUAUAAUAGGGGAAAGGGAACUGGGGAGAGAUUUCCUACCACAUCUUCCAUCGUACAAAGCAAGGAAAGCUAGAAGAAAAAGAGUUAAACAAAUAAUCCCUAGUGGAAAAUAACAGCUCCACCACAGACACUGCUGUAUGACUAGCAAUGUGGAGUUUUGUUCUAAAUGAACGAUACAAACUGCUCUGGAGAGGCAGAGAGAGAGAGACUAAAUCAUCAGUUAAAAUAUAGAAAUGAUAAGCCUUAAGAGUGUGUAUUAGGGGAGGAGGGGAGGAGAAAGAAGAGGGAAACAGGCAAAGGGUGAGAUUCUCACUCCCGCACACACGGAGAGAAGCAGAGGGAUGAAUGAAGGAAAAUGAGGCUUGCACUAACAGAGCAGCAGGAAGAAAGGCAUCAAACGGCUGGUUUUCCCCCUGCUUUCGACUCCUGCCUGCCGUUUUCUUAGCAUACCAGAUCGGUGUGCUACUUUAAAGGAUGUGGAGCAAAGGCGAGUCGGAAGGGCUCCAGACUUUAGGGAUUGUGGUGGUGAUUUGUUCUUCUCUGAAACUUUUGCAUUACCUUGGACUAAUAGACUUGUCAGAUGAUAAAAUUGAAGAUGAAUUGGAAAUGACAACAGUAUGUUAUCGACCAGAAGGAUUAGAACAACUUGAGGCACAAACCAAUUUCACAAAGAAGGAACUUCAAGUGCUUUACAGAGGAUUCAAAAAUGAAUGCCCUAGUGGAGCUGUUAAUGAAGAAACAUUCAAACAGAUCUAUGCACAGUUUUUCCCUCAUGGUGAUGCUAGUAUGUACGCCCAUUAUCUUUUUAACGCAUUUGAUACAGCGCAGAAUGGAUCUGUGAAAUUUGAGGAUUUUGUGAUGGCACUCUCCAUUCUUUUGAGAGGAACAGUUCAUGAAAAGCUACGAUGGACAUUUAAUCUCUAUGACAUAAAUAAGGAUGGCUAUAUAAACAAGGAGGAAAUGAUGGACAUAGUAAAGGCAAUUUAUGACAUGAUGGGCAAGUAUACUUACCCAGUGCUGAAGGAAGAUGCUCCAAGACAACAUGUAGAAGUAUUUUUCCAGAAAAUGGACAAAAACAAAGAUGGCAUUGUAACUUUGGAUGAGUUUAUUGAGUCAUGUCAGGAGGAUGACAAUAUCAUGAGAUCUUUACAGCUUUUUGAAAAUGUCAUGUAACAGCAACUGAAGAGCAGUCUAGAAAUCUAAGACUUUAUAUGUACUGAGAUCCUGAAGAAAACAAGUCAAGAUUUUUCUCCCCACCAUCUUUUUUGAUGAAAGCUUUUUACUACUUGGACAGACUCAGUGUAUAAGGAUUUUGUAUGUUACUGCAAACUGAGCUGUGUCUCUGAAUGCAACAAACUCAAUCUUGCCUCCCUCAAGAGACACUGACUAGAAUUUAUUUCAUUUAGAAGCAUGCUAAUAAAAUCCGACCAGAGAGACCUGCUGCUUAAAGUUUAAUAAAUUAUUGAAGUUUAAAUUAUUGAAACAAUAUUCAAUAUUCUAUUAGCUAAUCACAAAAAAAAAAAUCUGCUGCUUUGACUCUAGCAAGUUGGAUUGCAUAUGGUAACACAGCAUCAGUAGCUUCUUUAAUCAUCCGUUGUGUUUUUGUAUCAUCACAUUGUGUUAACAUUUUCUUUUGAUGGUACUGGAAAAGUUUGUGCUACUUUUACAAGCUGACACAAAUAUAACAUGGUAAAUGGGGGUGGGGGUGAAUUCAUUUAGAACCUGUCUGGACAAUUAUUUAUUUACAUUUAUUGCACAAAUAUUUAUUGGGCAAUAAAUGUAGAGCAGUUACUAAUUUAUUGUACCAGAUUCAGGCAUUUGUUUACUCAAGAAAAGACUUUCCAUUCAGCAAAACUGCAUUUUCUUAGCUUUUAGACUGUUACUGGAAAUAUACAUUUCUUUUCACCACUAACAAAAUAAUUGCAAUCUGGAAUCUACCUGCAAAAGGGUAUUUCCAUGUAUGCUAAAAUUGUCACUUUUCAAGACAAAGAUUUGACAAGCUGGUCCAUUUCAAAACUGCCACUAUAGCCUCUCCCUCUCACCCAGAGCAAAUGUUCAAGCAUGUUCAAGUGAAAUUAAUAACUUGGGGCUGGGCCUAUGCAAGAGAAGGGUUACCAAAGGUGAAACUGAAAAGCAUGUGUAGGUGUGUUUUUGACACAUUUUGCUAUCUGAUUACUAAGUGCCAGCUGUUGUGGGAGUUUCGUCUGCGGGCUGAGUAAAAUAGAGUCUGAUGCAAUGGAAAGAGGAAAGAAUCAAGGACAGUCAAUACCAUAAUCUACUGUAUAGGUAAGCCUAGUGUUUUAUUGCUUUUGACUUAAAAAAGUAUUACUAUAAAAGAAGACCGUGUGCUUUGAAAUAAUAUUUAGAGGGAUUGAAGCCAAUUGUCUACCUGUCCCGUUGUUUACCAAACCUGGUCAUGCAGUUGCCUUAAGAGUUGAAUUUUUUUUAAAAAUGGUUCUUUAAAGACUGCUUAACAUGUAGCAGAGAAGUGAUACUCUCACAGGAAUUCCAAAAUAUUUCCCUUGUACCUUUUCAAAGUAUUUAAUCACUCCCUUUUUUGCUGUCAAAAAGUCCAGUUUAGGUUUUUCCUCUAUGCCUUCUGGUGAUUAUUCAUAUGAAACUGAGACUCACAUAAAAACAGACUACAGUACACUUUUGGCAGAAAAUGUCAGGAAAAUAUUUAGCUAAAUAGGACAAUGUUUUGCCUUAUUGUUCCAAUUGACCUAAAGGUAUAGAACCAAGCUUCAAGCUUUUGAAAUGUUUCAGGAGAAUGAAAUAUCCAACUCUUCUAAAUCAUUGCUCAGUACAACAUAUAAGAUAUUAUUUUAUUUAACAAAACAUUCACCAGUUUUUAUGCCUUGUAUUUAAGCUGAAAUGUGCAGGCUCUUCUUUGUAUAUUGUGUACCUACAGUUUUCAAGCACAAAACCAGCCAUACCAGCCUCUGUAUGCUGAAACAAAGUCACUGCAUAGUUCAUAGUUUCAUAGUUAAAGCAACUUAGAUUGUGUUGCAGAAUACAAAAGUGUUAAAAUUCCAAGCUAUCUUCAAGCAAACCUUGAUUUCACUGGAACUGAAGGUUCCAGUUUUUAAUACAAGGAUAUUAAGAGUCAGGAUGAACAACUGCUGUUUGGAGAUUUGGGGGUAGGGAGGUUGCAUUGUUUCUAAAAAAAAUUCUCACAUCUUAUUGAUGUUUUUGCCCUUUUCAGAUACAAAUAUUUAAAAAUAAAAAGUCAACCUGUUAUUUUGAGCAAUUUUGUUAGCAGUUAACAUGGCUGAUGCUGAAAGACAUGAUGAAAGAUAGAUUGAUGUUUUUAAAAUGAAAUUUGAGGUUUCAAAGUCCAAGACUACAUUUAAAAUUGUAUGCAAUAUAUAUCAUUCACAUUAUGACAAUUUCAGUCAACUAAACCUAACCAUGAUAUGCUGCACACUACUAUGCUAUUUUUUUUUUCAAAUAGAAGUCCCAUGAAAUGCAAACAGAAUGGUGUUUUAAGGUAACAAUCCUAAUGAAGUAGCUUUGAAGUAAAUUCUACUGAAAGUAUUAAUGGAACUUACUUCCAAAUAAUCUUGGUUAAGGUUGAAUUUACUGAUUCAAAUAGAAUUGCUUUCAGCAGCAGCCACAGAUUUAGCAAUUAAAAUCAGUACAUCCAGUAUAUGCAGAAACCUCUAAUUGAACUUAUUGAGGGCUGUUUAUUUGCCUAACACAGCCUUGUAAUGAGACACAUGGAGAAAGGAACUCAGAAAGAAGUCAUUCUUGGAAAUAUAUGAAUGCGAAGGAAUGCUUAUAUGACCCCAACACCUUCGUUCUACAUUUGUACACCUCCAUUUCCUUACCCACCUUAAGAUAUUGUUAGCAUACUUUUGCUCUAGCAAAAUAGUGUUUUAUUUCAGAUAAGUGAAACAAUAGGCCUGAUCUAUGGUUAAGCUAGACAAGAGGUCAAGAGAUAGGGAGAUCUUCCAACCCAAUUCUGUCCUGGAACUUCAGGUCUGUUCUCCACCAGUGGCAGAUAUACAUUUCAGCCUGUCAUUCCCAGAGGUUCCCAAGCCAAUUUGGCAGGGAAAACAUUAUACACCAACAGAAAACUGUCUAAUAUGGGAUUCACACCCUAUGCUGCACCAUGUUAGCCAUCACCAAUAAAAACUGUGGCCACUAUUUUCCCACUCGUUCUCCUGAAAGUGAAUAGAAUCAGCUCUGGAACAUAAAGUAGCAAUUUUUAGCUGACCUUAAGAACUAACUGUGCUGGAUUAUAGCUGGAUUAUAGCUGGAUUGUCAUGCAUAUAAAAUAAAAUAUUGAACAUUUAUAGUUAAGCUAAAUAAGAAUUAAAACUAAAUUUGAUUUCCUGGUUUAAGAAAAAAUGUUCAGAUUAUACAUUUUUAAAUACACAGGAAUGAAGUUAUUUGAUUUUUUUUUUCCCUGGGGAAAAAAAUAACGAAGGGCUGCAACAAGUAGCUUUCCUUAUAUUGUUCUAACUUGUGACCAUCAUAUUUUCAAUAAGGUUUUAGCUGUAUUUUUUACAACAGAUUAUGUAUUAUUGGCAAGGAAAAUAUAUUUUAAAAAUAUCAUUCAUAGUUCUAUAUUUUAUAAAACACAUUAACUGUAAAGUCUUUAUACAGAAAGUUGUAAACCUGAUACUACUGUAACUGGGUUUGUAAUGUAAUGGGCAUGUUCUCAGAAAACUUUUCGAUGCCCUUUAGAUAUCUUGUAGAAUAUAUUUGGAGGUUUUUAUCCCCAGUGAUUCUCCAGUUCCUAAGUGUCCCUCCUGUGUCUGGCUCAACUGCUUUUUAGUUCCAAUAUCCACUGUCAAACCUUGGAAUUAGGGUCACCAUUAAAGUACUGUAGGUAUAGAGAUAUGUAACCUUCCAGAUAGACUUAUGUGGUUCCCCUCCAAUGCAGGCACCAUGGCCUUUGUGCAAACUGAAACCCCAGAGAGGGUUCCCAUCUGCACCUCUCUCUCUUUGUCAAUCAGUUGGCAGGAUUUUCUUCUUUUUUCUAACAGUUUAGCAUAUGAAACACUGACUGCUUAGUCCACGCUCUACACCUGGUCUACUAUAUAGCAGGAAAGAGACUUCAGAUUGGGAAGAUGGAAUGGGGAGGAGAAUUAAACUGAGUUUAUGAGUCUUUGUAAAGAUGGAAUAGUCAAGCAAAUAAUUACAGAUAUAGGAAAAAGAGGUAAGGAAAUUAAGAAUAUUUUUCCCAGCUUCAACCAUUUAAGGGUUUGAUGAAGAUGAGUUAAACUAGUAAAAUGAUACCAUCAGCAUGAAGGAGUUAAGUAGAUAAUUUUACAUGAAAUUUAAACAGGUGUAACUUUUUGGAAGCAAAGUUUAUACAAGCCUUUCCUCAAAAUAUGGGCUGAGGAUGACAGAAUUCGUAGCCAAAGAAUUUAUAUAUUAGACACACAGCUGACAAAUUUUAGAUAAGUUUAGCUGCUGCAAUAAAUUAAAUAUAUAUCUUGCAGAAUUCAUCUUUUGAAAGUAAUGCUUCUGAAUUCCUGUAGGAGAGUUCUUUGUCUAAAAUCAAGAAAAGAAAGAGAAAAAAAGACAGAAUUUCUUAGUACAACAUAGUUCUCACAAAUUCUGACGCACAAUACAAACAUUUGUUCAGACAGAGAUGUUGAGAACCCCACUGGGGUUACUAGGGAGAGACAGAUUCCAAAUUUAUCCUAUUGCAGUCCCACUUUUUGUAAAACUUUACAUUUAUAUAAAUCAGCAUAUUUAAUAAGAAUGUGUAUCAGAUUCAGGUAAAUUCUGAGUUGGAUGUGAUAUCUUCAUGCUCUGAAGUUCCAUGAAGAUCUCUUCAGUAUGACCCAAACUAAUUUGGUAUUAAAUUGCUUUCUAUAAAGAGAGCAACUCUGCAUAUUAAUGUUAUCCAACCCUAUCAAAACUAAGGAUCCAUCAAUAAAAUGAAAUUAUUUUUUUAAAAAAAUAAGAGCCUUGGUAGUACAGUGGUCUAAAGCACCCUGUUAUUAAGACCAGCUGCCUGCAAUUACUGCAGGUUAGAAUCUCGCCAGGCUCAAGGUUGACUCAGCCUUCCAUCCUUUCUAAGGAGGUAAAUUGAGGACCCAGUUGUGGGGCAAUAAACUGACUUUGUAUAAAUAUACAAAAGGAUGAAGGCUAUUGCUUAGCGCAUUGUAAGCCGCCCUGAGUCUCCAGAGAAGGGCGGCAUAUAAAUCAAAUUAAAAUAAAAUAAAAUAAAAUAAAAGAUGAAGAUUAGUUCUAAAUACCAUAUACUUAUUUCCUUGACAUUGGUAGGUUUUGUUCUUUUGAAAAGCCUAAUGCACUUGCUUGCUAUAUCUAGUUUCAUCACAAACUAAAUUCUAGAACUGAUCCUGAGGUUUUUGUAGGUUGGUCAGUGAGAAAUUUUUGUCAUACUAAAGCUUUGAGUCAAAUCAGCAGCUGACUUUCAGAUGACUUGGCCACCUUCAUAAUAGCUGCCUUAUAGAUUAAAUUAGAGUAGUCUGAGUUUUUAAAAAAAUAAUAAUAAUUAAAACUAAAGGCUAUCCACUAAUGUAGUAAGAUUAACGGAUCUGGCCUGUAAAAAGUCCAGACAGCUACCAGAUGGGAGUAGAAAGAGUUAUCCUUGUUGCUAUCUAAUAGUCCUCCAAAUCUAGUAGCCAUUAUGUAACAAAUUCUUUGCAUUAUUUUGUCUGCCAACUUUUCAAUCAAUCUAGUAUUUUUUGCUAAGUAGGUUGAGACCUACUGUACUGUGUGGGUUAUAAAUUAAUCUGUUGAUCUAUUUUUAAAUUUCUUUUUAGUGGGACAAAAAGCAAAGAUAUUGUUUCCUUUGACUUUCUCAAAAGUAAAAGUUUCCAUAGUUGCA
Molecule: messenger RNA, 6844 nt
Organism: Pantherophis guttatus
Lineage: Eukaryota; Metazoa; Chordata; Lepidosauria; Squamata; Colubridae
Gene: KCNIP1
Product: potassium voltage-gated channel interacting protein 1
Biological process (GO): regulation of potassium ion transmembrane transport
Cellular component (GO): voltage-gated potassium channel complex
Molecular function (GO): potassium channel regulator activity; transmembrane transporter binding; calcium ion binding
Source: RefSeq, a predicted model, not a curated record